UAGCAAAGAUAGACUUAAGCUUCUUCUCUUUCAUUUUCUAUUGAUAUUUUGCUCUGCAGUUUUAAAACAAAGUAGCUGAAAUCAACAUGGCUGGGGAAGUUGGCUACAGAUUCUGUCCAAAUGAUGAAGAAUUGGUUAAUCAUUUUCUGAAGCUAAAGAUGCUUGGCCAUGACGAUCAAGUCAGCAGAAUUCCUGAGAUUGAUGUUUUGACUGUUGAACCAUGGGAUAUACCUUCCAUGAUGCCAAAUAACUCAAACGAUGGAGUUUGGUAUUUCUUCUGCCGUCGCAAUCAUAAUGGUCAGCGGCUCAACAGGACAACUAAUGUUGGAUUCUGGAAAACCAUUGGCAAGACUCUUAAAAUCAAGGAUAUUGCUACAAAACAGAUUCUAGUUUUCUAUCAGAACGGUGCUAAUGGUCGUGUUAGGACCAACUGGAUUAUGCACGAGUAUAAUCCCACUUUCGACUUCCCAGUCCAGAGUGAUUACGUUCUCUGCAAACUGAGGCAAAUGCCAGAAGACAACAAUCUUUGAAAGACAAUAAAAGACUCAGGUUGUGAAGCUGCUGUCCAGAAAAUAAAUUGCUAUGGAUUGGUGUUGCAGUAGAAGACAGCAUUAUUUCCUCUAGUUAUAACGUUUGUAUUUAGUUUUGUAGUGUGUAUUUUCGUGCUGUUUAAUUACUAGUGCUAUGUUAUUGGAUUGG
This is a messenger RNA of Jatropha curcas, 699 nucleotides long. Its product is annotated as NAC domain-containing protein 4-like. NCBI's taxonomy places the organism in Eukaryota, Viridiplantae, Streptophyta, Magnoliopsida, Malpighiales, Euphorbiaceae. Gene Ontology annotation, molecular function: DNA binding. Gene Ontology annotation, biological process: regulation of DNA-templated transcription. The record is from RefSeq and is marked provisional.